Molecule: messenger RNA, 468 nt
Organism: Emericellopsis atlantica
Lineage: Eukaryota; Fungi; Ascomycota; Sordariomycetes; Hypocreales; Bionectriaceae
Product: transcription initiation factor IID, 18kD subunit-domain-containing protein
Exons: 2
Coding region: 1-468 (155 amino acids)
Biological process (GO): transcription by RNA polymerase II; RNA polymerase II preinitiation complex assembly
Cellular component (GO): transcription factor TFIID complex
Molecular function (GO): protein heterodimerization activity
Source: RefSeq, a predicted model, not a curated record
AUGGAGCCACGCGCGCGUGCGGCCAAGAACGUUGGCAAGAUGAACUUCUCUGUCAACGACUUGAGCAUGAUUCUCUUCGCCCACGGAGACGUUCGCGAGCCCCUACCCGAGACCGUCCGCGUAUUCGACGAGAUCCUGACCGACUUUAUGCAAUCCAUCGCCUUUGAAGCCGCACGCGCCGCCCAGUACUCUGGUCGCCAAAAGAUCAAGUAUGAAGAUUUCGAGUUUGCCUUCCGAAAGAAUCCCACCUUCCUCGGAAAGGUGCAGGAGACAUUUGAAAAGUCCAAGGAGAUCAAGCGCGUCCGCGAUAUCAUGCAAACCGAUGAAUCCGCACUGGCGAAAGAAGUGGCCGAAGAAGAGAAAGCGCAGGCUCGGAACGCGGGCAAGUCGAAAGCGGCGGACGAGGAGCUUGGAGAGGCCGAUGACGACGCUGAUGCGCAGAUGGACGCCGUUGGCAAGAAGAGAUGA